GGCCAGACGUCUGCGGCGGCGCGCUGGCCGCCCUGGUGCACUUCCUGCUGGGGCUGGGGCGGUCGGGGGCCUCCCUGCUGCCGCGGGCGUCGCGAGCCGCGCUGGGCUGGAGUCGCGCCCCGCCGUUCACGCGGCUGCCGAUGCAGCGGGCCGCCGUGGGUGCGAUCGUGGUCCGCCUGAUCUACCGCGUCCUCCUUCGGGCUGCCCUGCUGACCGUGGUCGCCCACGUGUGCUACUUGACCCCGCAGGGGAUGAUGCAGGCGCGCGGGCGCCACCUCGUCGCCCCCGCGGAGGCCGGGGAGACGGGGGUGUGCGACGACGCUGUGGUCAUCGACCUGGGCACCUGGCUGUGCCCCGCGCUGGCCUGUGUCCGAGCGACGCGGAGGCCUGGCGACCUCGUCGUGGACUUGAGCUUCUCGGACUGCAGCCGGACUUUCGUCGAGGCCGCCGCGCUUCAGGAGCUUGGCCCGAUCGAUCGUCGCCCGUGUCAACAGCGGCGCGGGGGGGCAUCGGAGGACCUGGCGCUGGGGCGCCGCUCGGCCGAGCAGGUUCGCCUCCUCGGGCGGCGGGCCACGUUCGUGUCAGUGGAAGGGCGCGCCGGGGGCGCGCGGCUGCUCGACGUCCUCAGCUCGGUGGAGCCAGAGGUGUUCGCGUGCGGCGACCUCGCGCUGAACUCCCGGUCGGUGCUCGUGCGCCGCGGCAGCGGCCUGCCUGCGGGCGCGCCGCCUCAGGCGGCGGCGCCGAUGCGCGGGCUGCCCGUGCCGCCGCCAGAUCGCGCGGAGGCGCCCCGAGGCGCCGUGGGGGUGAUCCAGCACCUCCAGGGCGCCCUGGCCUCCGAGCUGCGCCAGGCCGUCCACGUGCGCCGCUUCGCCUUCCCGGAGAUGUUCGCGGGGUCGGCCCAGCUCGGA
This is a messenger RNA of Prorocentrum cordatum, 908 nucleotides long. Lineage: Eukaryota; Dinophyceae; Prorocentrales; Prorocentraceae. The record is from the annotation of a GenBank genome assembly.